UUUUCGCGGUCAAAGUUAUUGCACUGGCUUUUAGAUUCCUGAAAUAAACUUCAAUUUAACGAAAACAAAUUAAUAAUUAAGAAUCAUGAAGAAACGACAAUUUGGGUCGUCACAGGGCCCAGCGAAGAAGGGUAAAUUCGGGAAGGAUGAGGACGAGGACGACUUGCCAGGCUCUUUCGAGGCGGAACUGGCCACCAUGAUGGAUGAAGACUUUGGAGAUAUCUCUCAAAUCAUCACUGAUGAACAGGGUCCCGAACAGGAGAACACGACGUCAAAAUGGAUACGUCCACCGCCCCUAGACUUCAAUCCCUCGAAAGACACCCUAUCAUUCCAGCAAAUCGAGAUAGACCACUACACUGGCCAGGCAAUGGUGGGAAUGCCAGGCAACAAAACCGGCCCAGUCCCCAUAAUGCGAAUGUUCGGAGUGACGAUGGAGGGUAACUCAGUCUGCUGCCACGUGCACGGUUUCUGUCCCUACUUCUUCGUCUCAGCCCCUCCCAACUUCACCAACAACCACUGCAAGCCCUUCAAAGAGGCCCUGGACACAGCUGUAAAAAAGGACAUGAGAUCAAACCCAGAGAACGUGAUGGAUGCAGUCCUGGCUGUCGAGAUAGUCCACAAGCAGAACAUGUAUGGAUACUGUGGUGAGGAGAAGACCCCCUUCCUGAAGAUAACAGUUGCCCUCCCUCGUCUCGUGGCAGCCUGCAAGAGACUCCUCGAGAAAGAGGUUGUCUACUCAGCAUUCCACCACGAGUACAGAGCCUUCGAGAGCAACAUCGACAUUGACAUAAGAUUCAUGGUGGACACCUCAGUGGUCGGCUGUUCCUGGAUUGAGCUGCCCCCUGGUACCUGGAAAAUCAGGGGAAAGUUCGACCACAGAAUGCCAGUAACAGCGAGAUGUCAACUGGAAGUUGACGUCGCCUGGGACGCAUUCGUCUCCCACGCACCAGAGGGAGAAUGGUCCAAAGUGGCUCCCUUCAGAAUUCUGAGCUUCGACAUCGAGUGUGCAGGGAGAAAAGGCAUCUUCCCUGAGCCCAACCACGACCCUGUCAUCCAGAUCGCCAACAUGGUCAUCAGACAAGGCGACCCCGAGCCCUUCCUCAGAAAUAUCUUCACCCUAGACACGUGUGCACCGAUUCUAGGCUGCCAGGUCCUCAGUUUCGGGACCGAGAAACAGAUGCUGGAAAAAUGGGCGGACUUCGUGAGACAGCUGGACCCCGACAUAUUGACUGGCUACAACAUCAACAACUUCGAUUUUCCUUAUUUAAUUAAUCGUGCCCAGCACCUGGGUGUUAGGAACUUUGCAUUUUUGGGGAGGAUUAAGGAUAAAAGGAGUGUCAUCAAGGACCAGGUGCUGCAGAGCAAGCAGAUGGGGAGGAGGGAGAAUAAAUCAGUGAAUUUUGAGGGGAGAGUGCCCUUCGAUCUACUGCUAGUUCUCGUACGAGAUUACAAGCUUAGAUCUUACUCGUUGAACGCUGUGAGCUACCACUUUCUCCAGGAGCAGAAGGAGGACGUUCAUCACAGUAUAAUAUCAGACCUGCAGGCAGGUGACGCCCAGACUCGUCGACGAUUAGCUGUUUACUGCUUGAAGGAUGCUUAUUUGCCACUGAGACUGCUGGACAAGCUCAUGUGCAUCAUCAUCUACAUGGAAAUGGCUAGGGUGACUGGUGUCACCCUCGCCAGUCUCCUCACACGUGGACAACAGAUCAAGGUUGUCUCUCAGUUGUUGAGACACGCUCGAGAACGAGAUUAUCUCAUGCCUGUGCACCAGGGCCAGGGGUCAGAGGAGCAGUACGACGGUGGAACUGUUCUGGAGCCCAAAAGAGGAUUCUACAACGAUCCAAUUGCGACUCUCGACUUCAGCUCUCUGUACCCCAGCAUCAUCAUGGCCCACAACAUCUGCUACACGACUUUGUUGACCAUUCAGACGAAGAACAAGUACAAUCUCAGUGAUGAAAUGGUCACGAAGACACCAUCCAACUCGUUAUUCGCGAAGGAAACAGUUCGUAAAGGAAUAUUACCAGAAAUUCUGGAGAAUCUACUGAGUGCCAGGAAGAAGGCCAAGGCUGAGCUCAAGAACGAGACCGAUCCACUCAAGCAGAAGGUACUUGAUGGACGACAGUAUGCUCUCAAGGUCUCUGCUAACUCGGUUUAUGGAUUCACUGGGGCUCAAGUGGGGAAGCUUCCUUGUCUGGAGAUAUCUGCUUCAGUCACUGCUUUUGGAAGAACUAUGAUUGAGAAGACAAAGCAAGAAGUUGAAGAACGAUUUUGCAUUAAGAAUGGGUAUGAGCACGAUGCUAAUGUCAUUUAUGGCGACACUGACUCGGUGAUGGUGAAGUUUGGGGUGAAAGAGAUCGAGGAAGCUAUGAAGCUGGGGAAGGAAGCUGCUGAGUAUGUCUCUGGGAAAUUCAUCAAGCCAAUCAAGUUGGAAUUUGAGAAAGUUUACUUCCCCUAUUUAUUGAUUAAUAAGAAGAGGUAUGCUGGGCUGUACUUCACGAGACCUGACAAGUACGACAAGAUGGAUUGCAAGGGGUUGGAGACAGUGAGGAGGGACAAUUGUCCUCUCGUCGCCAACAUGAUGAAUACUUGCUUGCAGAAAUUGUUGAUUGAGAGGAAUCCUGAGGAGGCGUUGGACUACGCUAAACAGAUGAUCAGUGAUCUACUCUGCAACAGAAUUGAUAUUUCCCAGUUAGUCGUGACGAAGGAGUUGACGAAGACUGAUUAUGCUGCCAAACAGGCCCACGUGGAGUUGGCAGCCAAGAUGAAGAAACGAGAUGCUGGAACUGCUCCAAAACUGGGAGAUCGUGUUCCUUAUGUUUUUACAAGUUCAGCCAAGGGAACACCGGCUUACAUGAAAGCCGAGGAUCCGAUUUACGUGCUGGAGAAUAGUAUCCCUAUUGACACGAAUUACUACCUGGAGAAUCAAUUGGCGAAGCCUCUGAUUCGUAUCUUUGAGCCAAUUCUGGGGGACAAAGCUGAGUCGCUUCUUCUUAAGGGGGAGCACACGAGAACCAAAGCUGUUGUUACGUCCAGAGUCGGGGCACUGGCUGCAUUCACCAAGAAGAAGGAGACUUGCAUGGGUUGCAAAUCCGUUUUACCCCCUGAGAGGGAGAAAAUGGCACUCUGCAAAUACUGCCAGCCUAAAGAGAUUGAUUACUAUCAGACUGAGUUGUAUGCUGGGAGAAAACUCGAGGAGAAGUUCUGCAGGUUGUGGACAGAGUGCCAGAGGUGCCAGGGGAGUCUUCAUCAGGAGGUACUCUGCACCAGUCGUGAUUGUCCUAUUUUCUACAUGAGGAAGAAGGUCCAGAUGGAGCUGGACACACAGAUGAAGAGGAUCGAUCGGUUUGGGGUCUCUGAUUGGUGAUUAAAGUGCAUUCGCCAGCCAGUCCAUUGCCUGAUCGAGCCCCUCUCCCUUUUUCGCUGAUGUUUUGAAGAUCUGGAAUGUUCUGUUCUUCAGAGCAUCUAGACCAAGUGCCUGGUGAACUUCAGCUACACUUAAGCAUCCUGGCAUGUCUUGUUUGUUAGCCAGGACGACUAGAAUCGCUCCCUGGAGUUCAUCCUCCUGGAAAAUUAAUCGUCGUUAAUCAAUUUUUUUAAUCGUUGGACGUCGGAUGAAUAAAAAAUCAGGAGUGAAGUCGUUAACUGUUACAAGAAAUUUUUCAUGUCUUGAUCAACAUUUGAUUAUCUUGAUAAUGAGUAAUUUUAGGAGAAAUGGUGAAGACAUAGUUUUGUUAGAACUUUGGGGAACUAGAAAGAGUUUAUCGAAAUUUUCUCAUAAAACUAGGGUGAACAGGCCAAUUGCUGGGCGGUUAAGGGAAAUUCCAGUUCGUGGUAGGAUCUAAAAUGAAAGAAUCACCUCAAUGGAGAUAUGAUGGCUUCCAUACCUUCAUAUUUUAAUUCGCAGAAAAAAAUUAUUUGAAGUGAAAAUAACAAAACAGA
Messenger RNA from Diachasma alloeum, 3939 nucleotides. It is a transcript of the gene DNApol-delta, whose product is annotated as DNA polymerase delta catalytic subunit. Gene Ontology annotation, molecular function: nucleotide binding; 3'-5'-DNA exonuclease activity; DNA binding. The transcript has 4 exons. Bases 86 to 3364 code for a protein of 1092 amino acids. Gene Ontology annotation, cellular component: delta DNA polymerase complex. Gene Ontology annotation, biological process: nucleotide-excision repair, DNA gap filling; DNA-templated DNA replication; DNA replication proofreading. The record is from RefSeq and is a predicted model, not a curated record. NCBI's taxonomy places the organism in Eukaryota, Metazoa, Arthropoda, Insecta, Hymenoptera, Braconidae.